AGUGCCCGCGCCAGGCUGGGUACGGCUGGCCCCUGAGGCGAGGUGAGGGGCGGAGGCAGGAGGAAGAGGCUGGGAGGCGACCUCAGAUCGGCUGCUGCAGGCAAAGCUCUCCUCGGGCAGGACAGACGACAGGGCAGCAGCCGGCUUUAAAGUAGCGGCCUGGAAGGAAGGAAGGAAGGAACGAGGGAGGGACGGGAACCCUGGAGGAGGAGCAGCGAUCUGGGCUGCAGAGUCAGCGGCUGGAGGAGCCGCCCGCGGGAGGCCACGUUUGUUUUUGUUAUUUUCCAUUGGAAUAGUUCUCCGGGACUGAGCGGGCCGCACCCCCCGCGCCCCCGACCUUCCAGGUGACAGCCGGUCACCCUGCUAGCAGUCAGCUCCGCCCCGAGUCACCCCUUCCCGCCCACAGCCCCACUCUCCGCCCAGCCUUCCAGUGCCAGCGCUGGGCGAGCGCCGCGGCGUCCGGAGCGGGCUGCAGGAGCGGGAGCAGGAGAUCGCGGCCGGCGUGGUCCCCGACCCCGAGGACGGGCGACAGGAGGCCAGGCGGGUCCGCAGGCGCGAUCUCCAGGAAGGAGGAUGCGCGCGUGAGCCUCGGUCUCCCGCUGGUCCACUGCGCUGCAGCCGGAGCCUCCUAGCCGCGCCCGGGAAAGUGUCGCAUGGGGCAGGGCCGCUGAAGCGCGGACUUCAAGGGCUGGUGGCACUAAGGCAGGGCGCGAGGGGCCUGGGGCGACAGUUGGCAGUUUCCGCGGCGCCGGCACAGUGAGAGUUGGGGGCGCGGUGCCCUCGCUAGGCGGGAGUUAUGGAGUCGCCUAGCUGCAUUCAGGAUGAGCCGUUCCCGCACCCUCUGGAGCCCGAGCCGGGCACCCCAGCGCAGCCAGGUGCCGCCAAGCCGGGUGACAAGCGCUUCCGGCUGUGGUACGUGGGAGGGUCGUGUUUGGAUCGCAGGACCACGCUGCCCAUGUUACCCUGGCUCAUGGCCGAGAUCCGCCGGCGCAGCCAGAAGCCGGAGGCCGGUGGCUGCGGGGCGCCGGCAGCCCGCGAGGUGCUCCUGGUGCUCAGCGCGCCCUUCCUGCGCUGCGUCCCCGCGCCGGGUGCCGGGGUCGGCGGGGGCGCUGGCUCCGGGACUGUGCAGCCCAACACCGGGGUGUUCAUCUUCGAGCACAAGGCGCAGCACAUCUCGCGAUUCAUCCACAACAGCCACGACCUCACCUACUUUGCCUACCUGAUCAAGGCGCAGCCGGACGACCCCGAGUCGCAGAUGGCCUGCCACGUUUUCCGAGCCACCGACCCUAACCAGGUUCCGGAUGUGAUCAGUAGCAUCAGGCAACUAUCCAAGGCUGCCCUGAAGGAGGACUCCAAACCCAGCAAAGACAACGAGGAUGCCUUCUAUAACUCUCAGAAGUUUGAAGUGCUGUACUGUGGGAGGGUGAUCGUUACCCAUAAGAAGGCGCCCUCCAGCCUCAUUGAUGACUGCAAGGAGAAAUUCAGCCUGCAUGAGCAGCAGCGACUGAAGCUGCAGGGCGACAAAGGUGGUGACCCUGGGGACGAGCUGGGUAUCUUUGAGGCUGAGUCUCCUGUGUCCCCAGAUGACAGCCUGCCGGAGAAGGCAGAUGAUGCAGUCAACAGCCACAGUGCCCUGUCCGCCCUGGCCAGCCUCCCCACCCAGGCCAGCCAACCGGCACCCACCAGCCCUCGGGUUGGCUUCCCGGAGAGGAUUUUGGAAGAUUGUGGCUUUGAUGAGCAACAGGAGUUCCGGUCUCGGUGCAGCAGCGUCACAGGCGUCCUGCAGAAGAAGGUUCACGAGAACAGCCAGAAACCACAGCCAAGGAGGAGGCAUGCAAGCGCGCCCAGUCACGUGCAGCCCUCGGAUUCGGAGAAGAACAGGACCAUGCUUUUCCAGGUCGGCCGCUUUGAGAUUAACCUCAUCAGUCCAGAUACCAAAUCCGUUGUGCUGGAGAAGAAUUUUAAAGAUAUAUCUUCUUGUUCUCAGGGAAUAAAGCAUGUUGAUCACUUUGGCUUUAUCUGUCGGGAGUCUCCAGAGCCAGGUCUGAGCCAGUACAUCUGUUAUGUGUUCCAGUGUGCCAACCAAUCUCUGGUGGAUGAAAUCAUGUUGACUCUCAAGCAAGCUUUCAGCACGGCUGCUGCACUGCAGAGUGCCAAGACACAGAUCAAGCUGUGUGAGGCCUGCCCCAUGCACUCUUUGCAUAAGCUCUGUGAGAGGAUCGAAGGUCUCUACCCACCGCGAGCCAAGCUGGUGAUCCAGCGACACCUCUCUUCACUGACCGAUAAUGAGCAAGCUGACAUCUUUGAACGCGUUCAGAAAAUGAAGCCCAUCAGUGACCAGGAAGAGAACGAACUUGUGAUUCUCCACCUGCGGCAGCUCUGUGAAGCCAAGCAGAAGACCCAUGUUCACAUCGGGGAAGGGCCAUCGAUUAUUUCAAAUAGUACAAUCCCAGAAAAUUCGACAAGUGGUGGGCGGUUCAAGCUUGACAUUCUGAAAAACAAAGCGAAGAGAUCCUUAACUUCCUCCUUGGAAAAUAUCUUCUCUAGGGGAGCGAACAGAAUGAGAAGCCGGCUGGGAAGCGUGGACAGCUUUGAAAGGUCCAACAGCCUUGCUUCAGAAAAGGACUUCUCCCCAGGGGACUCUCCUCCGGGGACACCACCAGCCUCCCCUCUGUCCUCUGCCUGGCACUCCUUCCCCGAGGAAGAUUCUGACUCUCCACAAUUUCGAAGACGGGCUCACACCUUCAGCCACCCACCUUCAAGUUCAAGGAGGAAGCUGAACUUGCAAGAUGGGAGGGCUCAUGGCCUAAGGUCCCCUCUACUGAGACAGAGUUCCAGCGAGCAAUGCAGCAUUCUCCCGUCAACCCGACGCAUGUACAAGGAGAGUAACUCUUCCUCCAGCCUUCCAAGCCUUCACACUUCCUUCUCUGCCCCUUCCUUCACUGCCCCCUCUUUCCUGAAAAGCUUUUACCAGAAUUCAGGUAGACUGUCCCCACAGUAUGAAAAUGAAAUCAGACAGGACACUGCUUCAGAAUCAAGUGAUGGGGAAGGGAGAAAGAGGACCUCCUCCACCUGCAGCAACGAGUCCCUAAAUGCUGGGGGAACCCCUGUCACACCUCGAAGAAUCUCCUGGAGGCAGCGUAUUUUCCUCCGGGUUGCAUCUCCUGUGAACAAGUCCCCAUCAGCAAUGCAGCAAAAAGAUGGCCUGGACAGGACCGAGCUGCUCCCGUUGUCCCCUCUCACUCCCACUAUGGAGGAAGAACCUCUCGUUAUAUUCUUGUCUGGUGAUGAGGACACAGAAAAAGUUGAAGAAAAAAAGAAAUCAAAGGAACUAAAGAGUCUGUGGAAAAAAGCUAUACACCAGCAAAUUCUGUUGCUUCGGAUGGAGAAAGAAAAUCAGAAGCUGGAAGAAGCAAGAAGAGAUGAACUCCAGUCUAGAAAAGUUAAGUUAGACUAUGAAGAAGUUGGUACAUGUCAGAAGGAAGUCUUAAUAACAUGGGACAAGAAGUUGUUAAAUUGCAGAACUAAAAUCAGAUGCGACAUGGAAGACAUUCACAUGUCCCUUAAAGAAGGGGUUCCCAAAAGUCGACGAGGGGAAAUUUGGCAGUUUCUAGCAUUACAAUACCGCCUGAGGCACAGAUUACCCAACAAGCACCAGCCUCCAGACACCUCCUACAAGGAACUUCUGAAGCAGCUCACUGCUCAGCAGCACGCCAUACUUGUGGAUUUGGGGAGGACGUUUCCCACCCACCCUUACUUUUCAGUGCAGCUUGGAGCAGGGCAGCUGUCCCUCUUUAACCUGCUGAAAGCUUACUCUUUGCUGGACAAAGAGGUGGGCUACUGUCAGGGCAUCAGCUUUGUGGCCGGAGUACUGCUUCUGCAUAUGAGCGAAGAGCAAGCCUUUGAAAUGCUCAAGUUCCUUAUGUACGACCUGGGCUUCCGCAAGCAGUACCGACCGGAUAUGAUGUCGCUUCAGAUCCAGAUGUAUCAGCUGUCCAGACUCCUUCACGACUACCACCGAGAGCUCUACAAUCAUCUUGAGGAGAAUGAGAUCAGCCCCAGCCUGUACGCGGCACCCUGGUUCCUCACGCUCUUUGCCUCUCAGUUUCCCUUAGGAUUUGUAGCCAGAAUUUUUGAUAUUAUUUUUCUUCAGGGAACUGAAGUUAUAUUUAAGGUUGCUCUCAGUUUACUGAGCAGCCAGGAGGCACUGAUAAUGGAGUGUGAAAACUUUGAAAAUAUUGUGGAAUUUCUGAAAAGCACAUUGCCUGAUAUGAAUACCACUGAAAUGGAAAAAAUUAUUACCCAGGUUUUUGAGAUGGACAUUUCCAAACAGUUACAUGCCUAUGAGGUAGAAUAUCAUGUACUACAGGAUGAGCUUCUGGAAUCUUCCUAUGCCUGUGAUGAUAAUGAAUCUCUGGAGAAGCUGGAGAGAGCCAACAACCAACUGAAAAGACAGAACAUGGACCUUCUAGAAAAACUCCAGGUGGCUCAUGCUAAAAUCCAGGCCUUGGAAUCCAACCUAGAAACUCUUUUGACCAGAGAGACCAAAAUGAAGGCUUUAAUCCGGACCCUGGAACAAGAUAAGAUGGCUUAUCAAAAGACUGUGGAGCAAAUCCGGAAGCUGCUACCAGCGGAUGCGCUGGCCAACUGUGAAUUGCUGCUGAGAGACCUAGCUUACUCUACUAAUGACAAAGCCAAGACAGGAAAUAAGCCAUAGUUCUAGAUGUGGCCUCAGCAUAGAGCUAGCUACCUUACGAUACAUGGAAGGUGGCACACCUGUGCACUGCAGAUCUAAUGUCGACCAGAAAUCUGGUGGGACACCUAUUACUGGUGCUGAGAUCAUCAGUGGGUGAUGUCGCUCUCCUCAGAGCACUCUACUCCUAAGCCAUCAUAGACAUCCAGACUGGAUUUUCUUCUGGUUGUUGCCAACUGUAUACAUAAAUAUACAUAAAUGGACAUAAAGAUCAGUGCUUUCAAAUCAAACAGUAGACGUGUAUUCAGAGCAGUUUUUCUUUUCUAGUCAAAAAUUCUAGUCAAAACUUCAUGAAAUCCACACCAAAUGGAAGUUGAAGUGACAUUUCCUUUUGGACACACAUGAAAUCUUUUUGUUUUUCUAGUGAAACAAAUCUAGAACACCUUUGUGUAUUGAAAUAUACUUGAAAAAAAAUGAAUGUAUUUCCCCUCCCCCCCAGACUAGCAUGUUUCACUCAGUGUGGUAGGCAGACACAUUUCUGUAACUGUGUGUGGCUGUUCCAUGUAAGGGAUGUGUGAGUCUCUUAGGAAGGUAGGGCCUAUCUGGCCUUGCCCACUGUGUGACAACUAGUAUGUCUGAUCUUCACUUACCUUGAGUCUGGUUAGGCUUUGCUAGACACACAGGGACAAGGCAGGACCUGUGUCUGAGUCCACCCACCUCAAAGGGAAGAGGAAUGUUGCUAAUUUUCUAGCAGAUUAGACCAGCAUUGAUAUUCAAACUGGAAAUAUCAGGCCUCAAAAACACAACUAAGCUCCUAAAUUGUCUGUAGUAGCUUUUUGCCUUUUUAUUUAAGUGACUUAAACAGUGGUAAACAGUUGGUUGGUGUUGUAUCUACCAAGUGACAAGGUUUGCUUUUUUUCCUCACAAAAUUAUGGGAGCCUUCCAUGUAAUUCUUGUGACCUUCAGUUUAGGAUAGGGAAAUGAAAUUAUGAUCGAUUUUCCAAAGAUGACAUAUCAUGUUGAGUUGCUUUUUAUCUUUUGCUCAAUAAUAGAGCGUCUAUGACUCAAUUUCCCCUUUCAUGUGAAAAUUUAGAACUGUGAAAUGUUUAGGAACAAACUAUGUAAAGUACACUGGAAGGGAAGAGAAAUUUCUUGAACCCAGUUAAAACCUGUACAAUUCUGUAUUUGGACUCCUGGUUUCGCAGGUAUAGACAGCUUACUAGGGAAUGUUCAUGCAUGCUCGGUGCAUGGGUGGAAAGUAAUUUUCCUAGUACACGGUCAGUCCCUACAACAGAGAUGACUUGACAGCAGUGCCUCUGAACAUGAAGGCAAUGCUUCUGCCUUUCCAAACAGUGUUUAUUGUUGCUGCUUUUGGCAGUCCUUGUCUUUUUUUUGCAGAAGGGUUAUUUGGGGUUAAUUUUCCUCAGAGAGAGUUUAUUAUACCCAAGAUGAAAUUUUAUUAUAGAGCUCACAAGUCAAAAUGUAAAUCAGUAGAUGCCAAGCAUCUACAAACCCUUUUCGGAUGUUCCUCACUUGAAUGUCACAAGUCUUGAGAUCAGGGUGAUGUUGGAUCCAGGGGGUUUCCUCCCCAAACCACCAAGUCUUAUUAUGUAGGAGAGUUGCUAUAGCGUCUAGAUUCUCGGAAGUGCUUGUUCUAUAUUCUCUGUUAGGAUGAGGGCCAUUAGUUGAUCCGUUGCUUGGAUAUUCUGAAAAUGUAUCCAUUUGUAGCGUCUUCUAUUCUCCUACCAGGAUGAAGAAGAACACAGUCUUACUUUCUGAUGAUAGAAAUUGCCUUAUGGGUGUGAUGCCCAGGUGGUGACUGAGGAGUCUUCAUGUUGGGGAAGGAAAUAUUUUCUUUUGGUUUCUUAGUUAAAAGUACACUAUAUUCUGGAUGUUCAAAGUCAGCAAUUAAGACAAUGUGGAUACAGCAUUUUCUUGUGAAAAUGAUUUUUUCUUUCUCAUUUGUGAUUUUGAAAAAUGUUAUACCAGUUCUGCUUUGUCAUUUUACAUCUUCAUCAGGUUCAUAUAAUGUCUGUGCAUUUCCAAUAAAUAUGUUGCUGCAUUUUCCUGAA
Molecule: messenger RNA, 6765 nt
Organism: Mesocricetus auratus (golden hamster)
Lineage: Eukaryota; Metazoa; Chordata; Mammalia; Rodentia; Cricetidae
Gene: Tbc1d4
Product: TBC1 domain family member 4
Exons: 21
Coding region: 797-4717 (1306 amino acids)
Source: RefSeq, a predicted model, not a curated record